Trichoderma virens Gv29-8 is the source of this 318-nucleotide messenger RNA. RefSeq lists its product as uncharacterized. Lineage: Eukaryota; Fungi; Ascomycota; Sordariomycetes; Hypocreales; Hypocreaceae. The annotation marks the transcript as partial. The transcript has a single exon. The record is from RefSeq and is a predicted model, not a curated record.
CUCUUCAGAGGCUGCCUGGCGGCUGGCUACCACCCGCUCCCUUUUAAAAGUACAGAAAUUACCAUUAUCCCCAAACCAAGUAAACCCAAGAAAACCUACACAACCCAUAAGGGGUACAGGCCUAUCUCCCUUCUCUCCUAUAUUAGAAAGGGACUUAAGAGACUGCUGGCCAAAAAAGUCUUACUCCUGGCUAUAGAACAUAAGAUACUCCCUAAGCAAUACUUCGGAGCCCUCCCCAAGAGAUCGGCAAUAGACCUAAUAGCCUACCUCGUCUACAACACUGAAGUAGCCCUCGCCCAGGGGUCAGUUACCACCCUA